AUGCCGAGCUUAUACCACCAACCCUCUUUGAGAGAGACUAUCUUCAAUCAUCAUAAGGAAACUCAAAACUUCAAAGUUUUUGUUAGUACAUGGAACCUUGGUGGGUUUGCACCGGAAGAAGAUUUGGAUAUGGAGGAUUGGCUCGAUACACGAAACAACUCCUGUGACAUUUAUGUAUUAGGGUUUCAGGAAAUUUUACCUCUACGAGCUUUGAAUGUUCUAGGGCCUGAGAAUAAUAAGAUGCUCAAAAAAUGGAACGCCAUGAUUAGAAAAGCUCUAAACAAGAGAUCACAUUCCGGGGACAAAAUCCAAAACGACAAACUUGAUGAAGUGCAAAGUCUGUCGCCGAUCAAAGAAGGAAAAUUAUAUGAAAACAACAUUCCUCAUGAGGAAUUUCGGUGUAUAAUAAGCAAGCAGAUGGUUGGGAUUUGUAUAUCGGUUUGGAUUCGAACCGAUCUUCGUCAAUACAUCCGCCAUCCCAGUGUCUCUUGUGUUGGCUGUGGCAUCAUGGGCUGCCUAGGAAAUAAGGGUUCGGUGUCGGUUAGAUUUCAGUUGCACGAAACAAGCUUCUGCUUUGUGUGUAGUCACUUAGCUUCGGGGGGAAGAGAAGGAGAUGAGAAACACAGAAACUCUGAUGUUGCCGAAAUAUUAUCUCGAACAAGCUUCCCUAAUGGAGGCCCAUCUCUUAAUCUGCCUCAAAAUAUUCUGGAUCACGAUGAGGUUAUUUUGCUUGGGGAUUUAAAUUAUAGAAUUUCCCUACCAGAAGAGACAAUUCGUUUAUUGGUGGAAAGAACAGAAUGGAAUCCAUUGCUAGAAAGUGAUCAGCUAAGGAUGGAGCUGAUGAAUGGACAAAUAUUCCAAGGUUGGAAUGAAGGAUCAAUCAAAUUCGCUCCAACUUAUAAAUAUUGUAUAAACUCUGAUAUAUACUAUGGCUGUGUUCAAGACAAAAAAUGCAAAAAAUGGCGUGCACCCGCAUGGUGUGACCGAAUAAUUUGGAGUGGAAAGAGAUUAAAGCAACAUCUAUAUACUAGAGGAGAAACAAAAUUGUCUGAUCACCGACCGGUGAAGGCUAUAUUUUCUGCAGAAGUUGAGAUUUUACGAACGUCAGAAGGUAUUCAAAGUUUGUUCAUGUAG
This is a messenger RNA of Mangifera indica (mango), 1134 nucleotides long. RefSeq names its product type IV inositol polyphosphate 5-phosphatase 9-like. NCBI's taxonomy places the organism in Eukaryota, Viridiplantae, Streptophyta, Magnoliopsida, Sapindales, Anacardiaceae. Gene Ontology annotation, molecular function: phosphatidylinositol-3,4,5-trisphosphate 5-phosphatase activity; phosphatidylinositol-4,5-bisphosphate 5-phosphatase activity; inositol-polyphosphate 5-phosphatase activity. Gene Ontology annotation, biological process: phosphatidylinositol dephosphorylation. The transcript has 7 exons. The record is from RefSeq and is a predicted model, not a curated record. The coding region runs from base 1 to 1134 and encodes 377 amino acids.